AAUUUUAGUAUAUCAACAUUAUAGUUAUAAUAUUCAUUAGUGGUGCCGGCUGGCUGUUUGUAUCUUCAUUUAUUAUUUUAGUUGUGCUUCGUCGGUUCACAAUUUAAUAAAGUAUAAUUUGGUGUUUAUUAUUCAAAUAAUUUUGUAAAUUUCAUUAAAAUGAAUUGGCGUGUAUCAAGUUGUUGCUGCUUCUCGUUAAGAACGGGGACUCUUAUCCUUGGCUAUCUUUCAUUGAUUGGCAGCGUACUAGGAACUAUUGGAUCUAUAAUUAUUUUAUCAAACACGAAAAAAUUUGUAGAAGACUCUCUUGAAGAAACUAAAACUACUCAACAAUUGACUCCAGAACAACUUGAUGCAGUCGUAUUAGUGGUUCAAAUAACGGCAAUAGUAUGUCUAGUGGUGGCUUUGAUAGGUGGUCUAAUUUCUGUUUUAUUAUUGAUGGGUGUUUAUAAGGAAAAACCUGGCUUAAUCAAAAUUUCUGUAAUUGUUUCCGUUAUCGGUUGUGUACUUACAGGAUUAUCAUGUAUUUUAUAUCUAAUUGGUUCAUUUGCUAGUGCUGCAGCGUUUGGCAAUUUUAUAUCAAGUUUAAUUGGAUUAGCUUUGAAUGUGUAUUUCACAAUGGUUAUACAUAGCUAUCGCUUAGAACUAUUAGAAGGUGGAGGAAGAAAAAGAGACAGUCCCAAUUUACCUCGACAAUUCUAGAGCCAGAGAUGACAUCGAAGUUGAAUUAUGAUAGCGGUCGUCACGUUCUCAUGAA
This is a messenger RNA of Chrysoperla carnea, 757 nucleotides long. RefSeq lists its product as uncharacterized. Bases 160 to 702 code for a protein of 180 amino acids. The transcript is spliced from 7 exons. The record is from RefSeq and is a predicted model, not a curated record. Lineage: Eukaryota; Metazoa; Arthropoda; Insecta; Neuroptera; Chrysopidae.